CAGGUCCUUUUCCAGACGCUGCCCAUGUUGGCAUGUCUCGAACUGAUGCAAGUCGAAAGUUUUGGAGCAGGCAAGAUUGGCAAAUUAUCGAUUAUACCCAAUGCCGUGGAUUCUGUACGCAUUGUUUAUUCACCAAAGUAAGUUAUGAGGAUGCCACUUAUUGAUUGCUGGAGUAAAACAGAAAAUGCUGAUGAUGAGUGUGAUAGACAUGCGUUGGAUAUACGAUUCACUGAUGCUGAAACUAUCUGCGUUUCUGAUGCUGCCUAUCGUCGAUCUUUCUAUUCCUCCUCACCUUCCUCCCUUCACGAUCUCGGCGGAGAAAAGUUCGUUCUACCAACUCCGUUCCUGACUUCCUCGACCGCCGCAUUACUGCAAGGAGGAGCCGAUGGCACAGCAGCAGUCCACCUUGCUCAGCAACUCAACUUUACGCAAUUUACGGAAUUUGACAAACUGUUGGAGACAAUGGAUACGUGGAUAUUUGAACCUUUGGAUGUUCCAGUGCCCACCUCUGAGAAUCCAUUAUACGAUUGUCUGAAACCACAUGGGCUCACCUCGGAGCCAAGUGCGAUAUCGUUCCAACAUGGAUUGUUAUGUUCUGCCGCCCUGUGUCCGGUUGUUCUCUUUCAGCUGCAAAAACUUCUUUAAGCCAUACGAGCUUUUGUAUGAUAAUUUCUAAAAAAAAAACACAGUAUUUGAAUACAAUGUAAAAUGGGAUUGCCAAUGUUAUUGCG
Radiomyces spectabilis is the source of this 731-nucleotide messenger RNA. RefSeq lists its product as uncharacterized. Bases 145 to 645 code for a protein of 166 amino acids. The record is from RefSeq and is a predicted model, not a curated record. NCBI's taxonomy places the organism in Eukaryota, Fungi, Mucoromycota, Mucoromycetes, Mucorales, Radiomycetaceae. The transcript has a single exon.